Molecule: messenger RNA, 3907 nt
Organism: Rosa chinensis
Lineage: Eukaryota; Viridiplantae; Streptophyta; Magnoliopsida; Rosales; Rosaceae
Product: TMV resistance protein N
Exons: 5
Coding region: 154-3756 (1200 amino acids)
Biological process (GO): defense response; signal transduction
Molecular function (GO): ADP binding; protein binding
Source: RefSeq, a predicted model, not a curated record
UUUCUUUCAACUAAAUCUACACUAGUCGAUCUCAGUCUCAGCUGACUUAUAUUUUCUGUUCAAGUACUGCUGCUACGUGAUUCCCAUAUUUGAAUACUGAACCGCAACUUCAAAUUGACCCCAAACUCAGCAAGACAGUAGGUUCAAUUGGAAAUGAGCACAGAGAGCUCUUCACCUCCUCGGUGGAAAUAUGAUGUCUUUUUGAGUUUUAGAGGCGAGGAUACUCGAAAGGCUUUUACAGACCAUCUAUACACUGCAUUGGAUGAUAAAGGAAUCACAACUUUCAAGGAUGAUCCUGAACUUCACAAAGGGGAAGCUAUUUCUCCAGCACUUUUUGCUGCAAUUGAAGAAUCGAGAUUUGCCCUCAUUGUUCUCUCACAAAAUUAUGCAUCUUCGACAUGGUGCUUGGAUGAACUUGUGAGAAUUCUUAAAUGCAUGAAAGCAAGAAAAACUGUGCUGCCAAUUUUUUAUGAUGUUGAUCCCUCUGUUGUACGAAAGCAAACAGGGAGUUUUGGUGAAGCCUUUGCUAAUCAUGAAGAAAGGUUUAGCGAUGACAAGGAGAAAGUGUGGAGGUGGAGAUCUGCAUUAACUGAAGUGGCUAGUUUUUCAGGGUGGAAUUCAAAGGAAUGGUAUGAAUCAAAGCUCAUAAGAGAUAUUGUUGAAGUUAUAUGGACAAAAUUGCAACCUAUAUUAUUCAGUUUUGCAGAAAAUCUAGUUGGAAUUUACUCAAGAUUGCAGCCAGUCAAUUUCCUUUUAGAUGUAGGGGUGGAUGACGUCCGCUUCAUUGGUAUAUGGGGAAUGGGCGGGAUUGGUAAGACUACUAUGGUAAGAGCAGUGUAUGAGAGAAUCUCUUGUGAAUUUGAAUUUAGUUUCCUUGUUACCGAUGUUAGAAACUCUGUUGAAAAAAGUGGUCUACUUAAUUUACAAAAGCAACUUCUCUAUGGGAUCUUGAAAAAGAAGGCCAACAUAUCAGACCUUCAUGAAGGAGCCACGAUUAUAAGGAGGUUGUUAGGUGACAAAAAAGUUCUUCUCAUUCUUGAUGAUGUGAACCAUUCAAGUCAUUUAGAAUAUUUGGCUGGAAACCUAGAGUGGUUUGGUUCAGGAAGCAGAGUUCUAAUCACAACUAGAAAUGAGCAUUUAUUGAUUAGACAUGGAGUGGAGAGAAGAUUGAAGGUUGAAGAAUUAAAUGAUGUUGAUUCUCUUCAGCUUUUUAGCUGGAAAGCAUUCAAAAGAGGUCACCCUGAAGAAGAUUUUCUUGGUUUGUCAGAAUCUUUUAUCAGUUAUGCCAAAGGUCUUCCUUUAGCUCUAGAAGUACUGGGUUCAUUUUUGCAUGGAAGAGAUCUUAGUGAAUGGAACAGUGCACUGAGAAAACUGGGAAGAGUUUGUAACUUGGAAAUUUUUGGCAUACUUGAAAUAAGUUACAAUGAUCUAGACUCUGAAGAGAAGAAAAUUUUCCUAGACAUUGCAUGUUUCUUUAAUGGAGAGGACAAAGAUCGAGUGACAGGAGUACUAAACAGUUGCGAUUUUUCUGCAAUUAUUGGAAUAAAAGUUCUUAUCGAAAGAUCUCUCUUGACUGUUUUGCAUGGAAGACUAAGGAUGCACGAUUUGCUCCAAGAAAUGGGAUGGGAAAUUGUCCACCGGGAAUCUCCUAACGAGCCGGGCAGGUGGAGUAGGUUGUGGCUUCUUAAAGAUGUCGAAGAUGUCAUGACCAAAAAUACUGGAACUGAAGCAGUAGAAGGCAUAUAUGUGGACUCAACAGAGUCAGGAGUGGACAUGGAUGUGACUCCAAGAUCAUUUUCAAUGAUGAACAAAUUGAGAUACCUGAAGAUUGAGAAUGGGAACCUGCCGAAGGGGCUUGAAUAUCUUCCCAAUAGUUUACGGAUUCUUGAUUGGACGAGGUAUCCGUUAAAAUCCCUGCCAUCACAUUUCAACCCUCAGAAGCUGCUCGAACUAAGCUUGUCUCAUAGUUGUAUUAAACAUGUUCGGAUAGGAACGGAGCCUUUAUGCAACUUGAAAACCAUUAAUCUGAGUCACUCUUUGAAUCUUGUCAGCACCCCAAACUUUAAAGGUAUGCCAUAUCUCGAGUUUUUGUAUCUUGAAGGUUGUAUAAGAUUGUAUGAGGUUGACCCGACAAUUGAAGUGCUUGAAAGACUUACUGUGCUGAACUUGAAAGAUUGCAAGAAUCUUGUGCAUUUUGUAAGCAGUGUAGGUGGAUUCAAGUCUCUCAAAGUUCUUAAUCUUUCUGGUUGUUCAAAGGUUAACAAACUACCUAAUGACACGUGUCAUUUGGAGUGUUUGGAGGAGCUUUAUCUGAAUGGCACUGGCAUAAAAGAACUACCUACAUCUACUGAAGUGCUUGAAAGACUUACUGUGCUGAACUUGAAAGACUGCAAGAAUCUUGUGCGUCUUCCAAGCAGUGUAGAUGGCUUAAAAUCUCUCAAAUCUCUCAAUCUUUCUGGUUGCUCAAAGCUUGACAAAUUGCCAGAUGAGUUGGGCCAUGUUGCUUGUUUGCAGAAGCUUGAUGUGAGUGGAACUGGCAUAAGAGAAGUGCCCUCCUCUAUUGGUCUUUUAAAAAACCUCAAAGAAUUAUCGCUUGCUGGAUGUAAAGCACGGUCACCUAAAUCAUGGAAUAUGAUGUUCGACCCCUUUCAGUUAUUGCGAAAAAGAAGUCACAUUCCAGCGGGAUUGUCGUUGCCUUGUUUGUCUGGUUUGCAUUCAUUAACUGAAUUGGAUCUAAGUGACUGCAAUCUUUCUGAAGAAGCAAUGCCCAGUGAUUUUGGAUGCUUGUCUUCAUUAAAAAAAUUCAAUCUCAGCAGAAAUCAAUUUGUUAGACUACCUGAGAGCUUCGGCCAACUCUCUAGACUUCAAUAUCUUUACUUGAAUUGGUGUUGCAAGCUUCAGACAUUACCAGAGCUUCCAUCUCAUGUAUUUGUAAGCGCUGGCGACUGCAGUUCAUUAGAUACAUUGGCCAAUCAAAUAAGACAAUACCAUUCGGUGCUAAAAGGAAGGUUUGUUAACUGUUUCAAAAUGGUGGAGAAUGAGAGCUGUAAGAGUAUAGCACUUCCAUUGCUAACCCGCUACCUUGAGAGUAAAGCAUUUUUUGAUCGUGAAACAUUUCAAUUUGUUGGUCCUGGAAAUGAAAUUCCAGAGUGGUACAAUCACCAAAGUGUGGGGUCUUCAAUAACUAUAGAGCUGCAUCCAGGUUGGUUUAGUAACAAGUGGAUGGGAUUGGCCGGCUGUUUCGUUUUUAGACUCCUCAAACCACUCCCACCUUCUGUUCCGUGGUACAUUCAUUGCGAAUUUAGGGCCAGUGGGGAACUACCCCAGUAUUGCUGUAGUCCAGUGUUUGGGAAAGAAUGGGGUCAACCUGUAUUGGAUCACAUUUCGUUCUUCUAUAAACCCCGUCAUCAAUUCUACUUAAAAAAUAAGUGGUCAGAUAUCUACGGUCCGCUUGUAUUCUCAUUUCAACCUCGCUACUGUGAUGGUAACAAAAUAAUGAGUGAGGAAACUGUGCAAGUGAAGAAGUGUGCGGUCCGUAUGGUAUAUGAGGAAGAUGUGGAGGAGCUUGGGGAAACACUACUGAAGCAGCACAAUGUUCGCAUUAAUACCAAACGAGGCCUUCAACACUAUGAUGACGAUGAUGUUGCAGCAUCUAGUAGUGCAAAUUUGGCUCAUCCAAAGAGAAUUAAACAUCACCACUUUGACGGCGCAGGACCCAGUGGAAUCUCUUAUAUUGAUGACCCGAAACAUGGUUGAUGCUUUUUAUUUUUCCUUCUUCUUUUUUUCUUUUUUUUUUUGUGAAAAAAAAAAAAAAGAAUUCUUGUAUUUGCACGUGCAUUUUCUUUCCCGGUAGUUGAUUAUGCCUAUUGGUGGCUCAAUGAAGCAGUAAUAUUUUGUAAAUUUUGAA